Molecule: messenger RNA, 1424 nt
Organism: Zingiber officinale
Lineage: Eukaryota; Viridiplantae; Streptophyta; Magnoliopsida; Zingiberales; Zingiberaceae
Product: probable ethanolamine kinase
Exons: 11
Coding region: 142-1269 (375 amino acids)
Biological process (GO): phosphatidylcholine biosynthetic process; phosphatidylethanolamine biosynthetic process
Cellular component (GO): cytoplasm
Molecular function (GO): ethanolamine kinase activity; choline kinase activity
Source: RefSeq, a predicted model, not a curated record
GAUUGGACCUCCUAAUUAAGACCAUCACUUUCUUCUGCGUCUGGCUCUCCGCGUUUCUCCUCUCUCGACUCCCGGCGAAAUCGAAGGGCCGAUCCAUAGAUCGAGCUACGGUCUGUGCGCGCCAGAGGCGGAGAAGAAGAGAUGGGAGAGGAGGUCAAGGUCUCCGACGCGCUCACUGGUGUGGGACAAGGAAGCGAAGCUGUCGUAGCGAUCCCUUGCUCCUCUAUCCAGAUCGACAUUUCGCUACCUCUCGACCGGAUGAAGCCUCGCAUCGUAAAUCUAUGCAAGGAUUUGUUUGCGAAGUGGUCAUCUGUUGAUGAAUCUUGUUUCACAAUCGAGACUGUUUCCGGCGGCAUCACAAAUCUUUUGUUGAAGGUCUCUAUAAGAGAAAAUAGUGGGAACAUAAAUCUUCUGACUGUUCGGUUGUAUGGCCCGGAUACAGAUUUAGUGAUUGAUCGCAAACGGGAAUUGCAGGCACUACCACAUCUCUCAGCUGCAGGAUUUGGUGCAAAAUUACUAGGAAUAUUUGGGAAUGGCAUGGUUCAAUCAUUUCUUGAUGCCCGAACACUUUCACCGUCAGACAUGAGCAACACUGAAAUAGCUUCUGAGAUAGCUAGGCAACUCCACAAGUUUCAUAAGGUGGCAGUACCAGGUUCUACAGAACCACAAUUGUGGAAUGAUCUAUUCAGGUUUCUAGAAAAAGCUGCAGCAUUAAAACUUGAUGACAGUGGGAAGCAAGCUAGGUAUGAAUCAAUCCCAUUCCAAGAAAUCCGAGCUGAAAUUAGUAAGCUCAAGGAUCUCACUGCCCUUCUAAAUGCACCUGUCGUGUUUGCUCACAACGAUUUGCUGUCUGGGAAUCUGAUGAUAAAUGACAAAGAAGGGAGACUCUACUUCAUUGACUUUGAGUAUGGGUCAUACAGCUAUAGAGGCUAUGAUAUUGCGAACCACUUCAAUGAGUAUGCAGGCUUUGACUGUGAUUUCAGCUUGUACCCAGAUAAGGAGGCACAGUACGAUUUCUUCAGGAGUUACCUACAACCACAAAAACCACAUAAGGUGCCUGAUCAUGAUCUCGAAGCCCUCUUCGUCGAAACAAAUACAUUCAGGCUUGCAUCCCACAUUUACUGGGCUCUGUGGGCUAUCAUACAGGCGAAGGUAUCCUCAAUUGAUUUUGAUUACCUCUCAUACUUCUUUCUUCGCUAUAAUGAAUAUAAGAAACAGAGGGAAGCAUGCUUCUCCAUUGCACAGGAUUACCUCUCUAGGUUGAAGUGAUCGAAUUUUAGAAGGCAUUUCCCACAAGGUUGUGCAACAAUUCUUUCUCCCUUUACUAUAAUUUAGCUCUCACGAUCAUAUUCCUUUUACUGCCGGUUUGUACCGAUAUGUAUUUGUAAAACAAAAAGAUUAAAGCUUGAGAAACUUGAAAACAA